UAAGGAGAACUAUAGCGCCGGUUGGAGAGGAUAGAUGACUGUUAUGUUCUCUCGAUUUGGUGUAUCGAAGAAGCAUUCGUUUCAAGCGUGAUCAUUUCGUAAGGUUACAUUUCAUUCAUUUGCAUAUAAACGUCGUGGACUAUGGCGUAUUUCAUAUUGGACAUGGUGCCAUUCGUAAAAUUCGCUUGCAGAAAGCAGGAAUAGGUCAUCGGUGUUUCACAAGCGAAUCGGGAAUCGAUAGACGGGCUGGGCUUGUUUAGUGCUAGCAAAUAGGCAAGAGUCGAAGCAAUCAUUAUUUUGCUUCCAUUACCUACGUUGGUUAAUGAUACCCGAUCGGACAAAAAUGAAUCAUGUCUGCCGUUCUGACUUGAAUGAUUGGCAGGAUAAAAUAAUGAAUAAAUAUACGGACUGACACAAACAUGCGUGCUAUACUACAUCAGGCAUUUGUGAAUUUACCUCUGGAAACUGUUUGAACACGGAAGUCUAUGUGCAUCGUACCGGGUGGUGAUAGCUAGACUUCAUUUUCGUAAUUUUUUUUUUAGAUGAUCGAGGAAAAUCCUCAUUUUCUCCAGCUUUAAAUGACAUCUUGUGACACUUCACAAAUUACAGGUCCUGCGGGCGUCACUUAUACCGAAGAGAGACCACCCCCGGGUCUCGUCAUGAAAGUUAGCCCUUCAACCGAUGAUAACGCGGUCCAUCCGAAUGAUUCCCCCGUCGAUGUCCGUAACGAUCACCGACCUGAGAACGAUGUCCCGCAUGAUGGCGAAAGAAUCGACGGAGAGGAACCUGGUGGGAAUUUCCGCAACAUUGGAAAGAGGUAUUCUCAGUUCUUGGUCAAGUACCCGUCCGCGGUCAUGUUACUCGUUUUUCUGCUGGUCAUCAUCUCGGGAGUUCUUGGUGUCCUUCUCAAUGAAUUUCCUUCCUUCGAUGACCCAACAAAGGGAUUCGAAGCCCGAGGAACAGUCAUCAGUGGGCGAUUGAAAGCUUUGGGGAGAAUGGAGUAUGGUGCUGAUGGGAUAUACUCGUGCCCAUCAUCAUCUAACCAAUCAAAUGGUGACAUGUGUUCUCAUCGUGUAACCAUAGACAUCCAAAACCAAACUCUAGAUGUCGAUGUACUAGAAAGUUGCGCAAACAAUUUUCUAUAUCGGUUCCGAAUGGUCUACCGAUCUACUGACUCAAUGGAGAUGUUCACUUCUACUGGCAUGAAAGCUGUGUGUCAACAUGACAAAGAAAACUUUCGCAGUUACGUCGGUUUUGAUCAGAUCUGCUAUUAUCGUACAAAUGGCAGUUGUUGUCCUUCGAUAUCAUUAGGACAAGUGACAGCAUUGAUGGUUGGCAAAGAAUCUUGCGAUGACAUUGAUGACAGUGAUGUACUAGGAAUGAAAGAGCUGCUAGAGGAAUGCGUUGGAUACUAUUCAAGAGGAUGUUUUGGCGGUGAUGGUGGCUUUAUUUGCAGUGAUGUUCCUGUAAACUGUUCAGCUUACUCCGGGGUAUACACCAUAUUCCACUAUCUCACCCCGAAGAACUUUGCACUGCAAGUCGCAAAAGGUGCCUUUGAUCUUCAAACUGUCAUGGUGAUUCAACCUGUGCCAAAUUGGGAUCAAACUUUAUAUGACAUAUAUACCGAUAAACCUCGACUAACCGAUAAUACAGUACAAGUUGUUGCCAUUGGUGGAGGAUUUAAAUUCGAUUUAUUUGGUGAUUACCUUUUUUCAGACUUCAUCUAUAUCGGUAUCGGAUGCCUUGCUGUAGUGGCCAUCAUUUGGAUGUAUGUGGGUUCAUUGUUUGUCACAAUUAUGACUAUGUUUAGCAUUAUUAUGUCGAUGGUUGUAGCGUACUUUCUCUUUCAUACUGUCUUUCGAUUGGUUUUCUUUCCUUUUAUCAAUGUUAUAACAGCAGUGCUACUGAUCGGUGUAGGGGCCGAUGACUGCUUCGUUUAUGUCGACAUCUGGAAGUUGGCCAAAAAAGAACACGGUGGUGGUCGCGAGAAUCGAGUAUUAGUACUUCGUGAGACUCUGAAACACGCCGCGACCACCAUGUUUGUUACAAGUCUCACAACGGCAAGCGCCCUCUUUGCAGGAUGCGUCAGCAGCAUCACAGCAGUUCGAUGCUUUUCUGUCUUUGCUGGUAGUUCCAUUUUAGUAAAUUUCGUCCUCACAGUUACUUGGAUACCAGCGGCAGUCAUGUUUCAUGAGAAAUAUUUCAUAUGCGACGAAGAGGCGCAAGAAGGAUCAUGUAGAUGCUGUGGGUUAUGGUUUUUCCUGGGGAGAAUAUACGACCAAGUGAGCAGAGUUGGCGGUAUGUUCUUCGAAAAAUACUUGCCAAUUAUCAUUGUUAAGUUACGGUUCCUGUGGAUUCUACUUCUAAGUGGUCUUGGAAUAGGUGGGUUUUGUGUAGUUUUCGUGGAACCACGCCUCCGUCUCCCAUCCCAAUCUGAAUUUCAGGUAUUUAGGAAAAGUCAUAUUUUGGAGCAGUAUGACCAGGUCUACAAAGAGACGUUUAGCUUUGAGACUGAUUCGGACAACACAAUGCCGGCUUAUAUAGUUUGGGGAAUAGAACCUGUAGAUAAUGGGAACCAUUGGGAUCCAGAUUCCGAAGGAACUACAGUCAUUGACAAGAACUUUGAUGUCACAUCAGCCGAAGCUCAAACGUGGCUUUAUAAUUUCUGUACAGAUCUUAGAAAUGCAAGCUUUCAUGUCAAUAUAGCAAGUGCGCAGGACGAGUUUUGUUUCAUCGAUUUAUUCAAAAGUUUCAUGGAGAAUACGUGUACAGGAGCUAUUUCUCAGUGUUGUGGCCAAACAACAUUUCCAUAUCCGUCCUCUCUUUUCAAUCAUUGUGUGCCUAUAUUCUACGGUAUUGUGUGUCAGGAUUUGGGAACGUGUAAAAGCUAUAUACCUGGUUUAUGGUUUAAUUCAGAUAAUGAAGUAGUUGGAAUGGUCCUCGUAAUCAAAACAAAUAUCAAGUUUUCAUUGAGCUAUGACACCAUUGGUCAAUUUUGGUCUGAUGCAAAUGGUUUCAUAGCAGAUCGAAUGGCUGAAGCACCUACGGGUCUGCGUCGGGGAUGGUUUAUAAGUGAGUAUGGCCUGCAGAUGUCGUUCUUUGAUCUGCAACAAGGUUUAGCUAGGGGAACACCACUCUCUGUGGGCAUGUCGCUCGUUUUCGCAGCUUGUGUCCUUUUGAUGACUAUCAGAAACGUUUUAGUGACCAUUUACGCGAUGUAUGCCAUUGCAUGUGCCGUGUUUGUUGUAAUCGCCUCGGUGGUUCUACUAGGAUGGGAACUCAACAUAUUUGAGUCAACUGUCCUCUCCCUAGCUGUUGGUUUAUCAGUGGAUUUCACAGUCCAUCUAGGUGUUGCUUACCGUCAAGCAACCGAACCUGACAGGACAUCUCGGUCAAUGCAUGCAUUACAGACACUUGGCUCAGCUGUUACACUCGCAGCACUUACCACCUUGGUUGCAGGUGGAUGCAUGUUGCCUGCCACGGUACUCAGUUAUGUUCAGUUGGGGACAUUUCUAAUGAUAGUCAUGGUUGUCAGCUGGGUAUACGGACUGUUCCUAUUUAUAUCACUUUGUAGGACCAUUGGCCCGCAAGGGAUGUUUGCACAAAUCUCAAAAUCAUGCUGUCGUCGGGAACAAAACUUGGCUGAAAAUAACCUAGAAAUGAAACCAGAGGAACAUGUACACGAACAGCAUGUCGACACGAGUGAUGAAAGAAUACAGCGUUGACAUAAAAUAAUCAUUGAUAUGAGGUGAAGAAGAAUAUCCUUCUAGUUGGUAAAAUUAUUUCCAAAGGUAUUUUGUAUUGUAUUUUAUUUAUUUAAUCACGGUUAAAAAGCCUGCUAUCAGCUAGAAACUGCUUUUCAGCAAGGCCGUGAACAACAAUUGAACACAACAAGUAAACGAAUACAAAAUUAUAUACAAAAUAAAUCAUACAAAUUAUCAUAACAACAUAAUAAGAUGAAAACAAACAAAAAUGAAUUAAAAAUUACUUGGAUAACAGAAACGAUGGAGGGGGUGUAUUACUUAAGAGAGGGAUAUAAGACGUGCGAAUGCUCCCAGGCUAUUUUCUAAUCGGAUGUUUGCCGGUAGGUUAUUGAAAAGUUUUGAGGCUGAAUAGAGAGGGCUCUUUUUGAGGUAAUUUGUAUGUGGUCGUGGCAGUUGGCAGGUCCGGGCCGAAGGCAGGUACUGGAAGCACACCAUUGGCAAACAUAAUAAAUACAGCUUUUCAGCUAGGAUUUUUUCCUCAAAGGUGGAAAUAUGCUUAAGUUACACCUGCCGCCUAAGUCUUAUCCGCCUAAAAUUGACGAGUUAAGACCAAUUAUUGCAUUAACUUCAUAUUUUGCAAAGAUCGCGGAGUCCUUCAUUGCAAAAUGGUUAUGGGAAGACAUUGCUAAGAAAAUAGAUAAAAACCAGUUUGGUAAUAGACGAAACUUGUCUACAUGUCAUUAUUUAAUUAGAUUACUACAUGCAUUAUAUAGAAACGCCGACAAACCUCACUCAAUAUCCACAAUGCUUUUGACUGAUUUUUCGAAAGAAUUUGAUCGAAUAAACCAUAAUAGAUUUCCGGGUCUGACCUUGCGAAAUUUCAUUAUUAAUCGUCAGCAAGCUGUGAAGUUUAAAGGACAUUUAUCCCAAUCUUAACACAAUUAAUGGUGUAGAUGUACCAGAAGAACUAACCUAUUAAUGUUAUUUUUUACCUAAGUAUUAUACGGAUUAAUUGACUGUGAGUGAGUGUAAAGUUAAAUUAUCCUCCGAAAACGCCACAGAGAUCGCGAUGUCAAAUUUAAAUUCUUAAAGGCGAGGAGUGAGCGCCUGCGCCAGACAGCUAUUCACAGAUUCCCUGUUAUCUGGAGACUCUCAGCUGAAAUUCGUGUAGAGGCAGUGCCAGGAAACUUGCCGCAUUUGUUAUGAGUAAUGAAAACUAAACUUUUAAGGGUAAUUUUAUGUUUCUGUUAUAAUAUACAUAUAAAUAUAUAUAUAUUUCUUCACCAUAAUUCAUGAAUUCUGGUACAGUUUAUUUGAGCUGGCUGAAAACGAUGUAUUUAGUGGGUGAAAUUGUAAUCUGUGUGCCCAUGCCUUGAGCCAUAAUGCAUGGCCG
Strongylocentrotus purpuratus (purple sea urchin) is the source of this 5097-nucleotide messenger RNA. RefSeq names its product protein dispatched homolog 1-like. NCBI's taxonomy places the organism in Eukaryota, Metazoa, Echinodermata, Echinoidea, Camarodonta, Strongylocentrotidae. The coding region runs from base 579 to 3725 and encodes 1048 amino acids. The record is from RefSeq and is a predicted model, not a curated record. The transcript has 5 exons. Gene Ontology annotation, cellular component: membrane.